GCUGGAACGCCUACGCGCAACAGCAUGUAGUCUCUCCAACAAAGAUCUUGCCACCCUCUUGCAUCUUUUCCCUGCGCUCUCCCGCGCACACGAGGGCCCACGUUGGCCACGUCAUCGCGUUCCAGCUCCUUCUUGCCGCUGCCGCGUACUAAGGGCACGUCUCGAGAUGCGGGCACUGACAUGGCAUCACGCACUCCCUCUGGCUCCGUGUCGCGCUCAGUAAGCUCUGGCAGCUUGCCCUCACGACACGCUACCCCCAUCCCCCACCUCACGCCUGCCGAGAAGGAGAAGGAAUAUCUAGUGCGCACCGCAAUCGACAAUGGCGACGUCACAGCCCUGGUAGACCUCGCGACCAGCCCCUCUGGCCUCGUCAGCGAUAGCUUGCGUUGCACUGCCUGGCCUCUCUUGCUAGGAUGCUCUGACAAGGAGUCAGAGAAGGAGCCAUGGAAACAUCUCUCCGAGCACAAGGAUGAGCAUCAGGUUGGCUUGGAUGUCAACCGCGCAUUUGUCUACUACCCCAGGAACGAAUCUGAGAAGCAGCUUAAUCGUCGAAAAGAGCAGCUCUCCGAUGUCAUCCUCGACGUCCUGCGCCAUCACCCCACGCUUUGCUACUUUCAGGGUUACCACGAUAUCGUCCAGGUCUUCCUACUCGUUCUCGGGCCCGAACAUGCCCCCGCUGCAGUUGCCCGACUAAGCCUGCUUCGCAUUCGCGACUUCAUGCUGUCGUCGCUCGACCCAGCCCUUGCCCAGCUCGAAUUGCUGCGACCGAUCCUUCGCGCCGCCGAUCCCGUCCUGUACGAGCACCUCCCCAAGAGCCAGCCUUCGUUUGCGCUUGCCGGAACAAUCACCAUGUUCGCCCACAAUAUACAAGACUACAAGGAUAUCACAAGGCUAUUUGACUUCUUCUUGGCGCGGCAUGCCAUUAUGCCCAUAUACCUCUUCGCAGCUGUGGUGUUAUCCAAGAGGGAGGAGCUGCUGGAGUAUGAGAAGGAGGAUGAGGAUAUACUCUAUGUCAUGCUAGGGAAGCUCCCAGAACCCUUCGACGUCGAAUUCCACAUCGCCCGGACCGUUGAGCUGUACGAGAGACUACCUCCUACGUCGCUCAACAGUUGGGAGUGGUGGCGCAUCUCGUCUUCCAGCGUACUCAAAUCCUCUGCGACAAACAACAGUCUGCGUCAUCUUACCUUGGAAGAUGGCGAGAUGCUGUUCUUGCAACAGGAGCAGGACCUCCGCCGCGCGCAGACCCUGAGACAAGCCGUCAAGACAAUACAAUACAUCAAGCUGCGUAUUUGGUACCACCGCCGGUACGGAGCUGUUGGUCUUGCCAUGGUAGUGGGUGCCUAUGCUCUAUGGCUUGGCAGGAAUGGAGGUCACAACACAGGAUUCCCGCUGUUUGGACCAUUGGGAGGGUACCUGAUGAGGUUUCUCGGGGGCCCAGCAUGAACGGAGCAUCAGGAGUUGCGGAUACAGCAAAAGUGGCUUCAAAGCAUAGCAUGGCGCUAGGGGAUAAGAUCGGCGUAGCAAGAGGAACAAAAGUUUGAAGAGUCGUUAGGCUCACAUAGAGGUACUACCACAUUGAUAGAUUGCCAUUUGCCCUUUAAAUCCCAGAUGGCUUCUUUUA
Molecule: messenger RNA, 1621 nt
Organism: Alternaria rosae
Lineage: Eukaryota; Fungi; Ascomycota; Dothideomycetes; Pleosporales; Pleosporaceae
Product: rab-GTPase-TBC domain-containing protein
Exons: 3
Coding region: 181-1443 (420 amino acids)
Biological process (GO): endoplasmic reticulum to Golgi vesicle-mediated transport; positive regulation of GTPase activity
Cellular component (GO): endoplasmic reticulum membrane
Molecular function (GO): GTPase activator activity
Source: RefSeq, a predicted model, not a curated record